Echinops telfairi (small Madagascar hedgehog) is the source of this 3241-nucleotide messenger RNA. RefSeq names its product copine 4 (gene CPNE4). The transcript has 17 exons. Gene Ontology annotation, molecular function: calcium-dependent phospholipid binding. The record is from RefSeq and is a predicted model, not a curated record. Gene Ontology annotation, biological process: cellular response to calcium ion. Lineage: Eukaryota; Metazoa; Chordata; Mammalia; Afrosoricida; Tenrecidae. Bases 22 to 1719 code for a protein of 565 amino acids. Gene Ontology annotation, cellular component: plasma membrane.
AGAGACACAGCAAGGAUCAACAUGGAAGACCCCGAAGCACAAGGAAUGAAGAAGAUGAGCAACAUUUACGAGUCGGCUGCCAACACACUGGGAAUCUUCAACAGCCCCUGCCUGACCAAAGUGGAGCUGCGAGUGGCGUGCAAAGGGAUUUCUGACAGAGAUGCCCUUUCCAAGCCAGACCCGUGUGUCAUCCUCAAAAUGCAGAGCCACGGACAGUGGUUUGAGGUUGACAGAACAGAGGUGAUUCGCACCUGCAUCAACCCAGUGUACUCAAAACUGUUUACUGUGGACUUUUACUUUGAAGAGGUACAGCGCCUGCGCUUUGAGGUCCAUGACAUCAGCAGUAACCACAAUGGGCUGAAGGAGGCCGACUUCCUUGGUGGCAUGGAGUGUACCCUUGGCCAGAUUGUUUCCCAGAGGAAAUUGUCCAAAUCCUUGCUGAAGCACGGGAACACGGCAGGAAAGUCCUCUAUCACGGUGAUUGCAGAAGAAUUAUCUGGCAAUGAUGACUACGUUGAACUUGCCUUCAAUGCUCGGAAAUUGGAUGACAAGGCAGUCUUCAGUGAAAGCCAGCCUUUCAUAAAGUCUCUGCGCCUCCAUGACCUACCACUCUUCUCUUCUCCUCUCUUUCCUCAGGUUGUGAUGAAUAACUUAAGCCCAGCCUGGAAAUCCUUCAAAGUGUCGGUCAAUUCGCUGUGCAGUGGAGACCCAGACCGCCGGCUGAAGUGCAUCGUGUGGGACUGGGACUCCAACGGCAAGCAUGACUUCAUUGGGGAGUUCACGUCAACGUUCAAGGAGAUGAGGGGCGCGCUGGAAGGGAAACAGGUGCAGUGGGAGUGCAUCAACCCUAAGUACAAAGCGAAAAAGAAGAAUUACAAGAACUCAGGCACUGUGAUUCUGAACCAGUGUAAGAUUCACAAGAUGCAUUCUUUCUUGGACUACAUCAUGGGUGGUUGCCAAAUCCAGUUUACAGUAGCUAUAGAUUUCACUGCCUCAAACGGGGACCCCAGGAACAGCUGCUCCCUGCACUACAUCCACCCUUAUCAACCGAAUGAGUACCUGAAGGCCUUGGUGGCUGUGGGAGAGAUUUGCCAAGACUAUGACAGUGACAAAAUGUUCCCAGCCUUUGGAUUUGGAGCCAGGAUACCCCCAGAGUACACGGUUUCUCAUGACUUUGCGAUCAACUUUAACGAAGACAACCCGGAAUGUGCAGGAAUUCAAGGAGUUGUGGAAGCCUACCAGAGCUGCCUGCCUAAGCUACAACUCUACGGGCCCACCAACAUCGCCCCCAUCAUCCAGAAGGUCGCCAAGUCAGCCUCAGAGGAGACCAACACCAAGGAGGCUUCGCAAUACUUCAUCCUGCUGAUCCUGACAGACGGCGUCAUCACCGACAUGGCCGACACCCGGGAGGCCAUCGUGCACGCCUCCCACCUGCCCAUGUCGGUCAUCAUUGUGGGAGUGGGGAACGCCGACUUCAGCGACAUGCAGAUGCUGGACGGGGAUGAUGGCAUCCUGAGGUCCCCCAAGGGCGAGCCCGUCCUUCGAGACAUUGUGCAGUUCGUGCCCUUCCGGAACUUCAAACACGCAUCUCCCGCUGCCCUGGCCAAGAGUGUGUUGGCCGAGGUCCCCAACCAAGUCGUGGACUAUUACAACGGCAAAGGAAUUAAACCAAAAUGCUCAUCGGAAAUGUACGAGUCCUCCAGGACACUGGCACCAUGAACUCUGCACACUUUGACAAAGUUCCAAACUACUAUUCUUCCUCCUAUUGAUACUUCCCCUCCCCCCAUACUUAAAAAAAGCAACACGUACACAUUUAAAAAUAGCACGUUUUGGUGAUUUUUAACUAACCAAUGAUUUUCUUUGCAUGUGUAGCCCCCAAGGCCUGGAUCUGUUACCCUGUUGUAUUGUUUAAAAAAGACAGAAACAAACAAAAAAAGACUUUUUACACAGAAACACAAAUAACAACUUACUCUUUACAGUACAGCAUGUCGCCUUGAAAUAAAAUGGUAUAUCGGUAUCUGUUUUUUAUACAGGUUUGUUGACAUUUUGCUAAAUUUCUUAUUAUCUUUACACUGUAAAGCAUUUUGAAACCUUUAUUGAACGUCGAUAGCCAAAACAUAUUUGGUUUUAUCUGCUCCAGGCCGAAAGACUUUUCAAAAUGGCAGAUGCAUGGGCUGUAUUUUGCAUGUUUAAAAUAAAAACAGAAACAAGAAACCCACACUGUUUUUGCAGUUGGGAAUCUCACUAGUCUUCCCGGCUGAGGAUGAACAUGCUACUGAUGAGGAGAUGUAACCAGAGGUAGUCUUCUUGAAGUAGGGCUGUAGCUUCCAGCCUGGCGCUCCUCACACUUCACUGUACACACAACCCACCUGAGGGUCUUGUUAAAACCCAGAGACUGAUGCGGGAGGUGUGCCUGGGAGCAGCGAAGCUGCAUCUCUAACAAACUCCCAGGUGAUGUCCAUGUGGUCAUUGGCUCACACCGAGAGUGGUGAGGCGCUGGACUCUAGGCCGUGACCCAUCAAGACCAUUUCAAGCAGGGCAGCUCCUAGUCUGCUGGAGAAGGGCAUCUCUUCCCACCCGUAGUUCAAAAGCCCUGCCUGUCUCAGAGGUAGGAACAGAACGCAAUGAGGCUGGUUCCAGAAACUGCAGACCCCAAAUCAGUCUCGCAGCGCUAUCUUCACACCUCUUGCUUCCACGAGAUGGGAGAAUGCUGCUUCUGGCCAGCCCCUGCCUUCUGCAAGGAGGCGUCCCUCGUCCCUCAUCCCUCGACGUGGUUCUGUGUUUAAGCCGGUCCCUAGGAAUGGGCUGAAAGCACGUUCAUUGAAACCUGUUCACAGCAAAGGGCCAUGCAGCGUGGAGGCGUUCUGUUAGCAUGUCAGCCGGCCGGUCUUGGAUCCGAAGAAUGGAGGCUUCGCUCCCAUCAUCUUCUCGCAGAUAAAAGGACAAGUGUUUUCCAGCAAAAAAAGACGCAACGCGGGACUUCUUUGGGGGUCAGAGAAAUGAAAAGUCAAUCACAAAGCGUAACUAGUCCUGUGUGUUUGUUUGCUGGGGGUGGGGUGGGGGGAGGGUGAACAAACCCUGUGUGAUUUCCAGAGUUGUCAUUUUAGAUCCUAACUUUGCAAAUACAUGUCACCCAAGCACAACGUUUUGGGAAUGAUGGUUAAAAAAAACAUGUAUGACUGAAAAAAAUCAUCAAUAUUUAAACUGUAUUGUUUUAUGAAUAAAUUGGGUACUUACAGAA